CUCCAAGCGCCUCUGUGGUCUGACUUCGGCAGCACUUUCCGGCAGAAGACUGGGCACUCGCUGUCACCGCAGUGGCCUCCCUCAACGUGAUCUGAGCAUCCUUCCAGAGGCUGACAGACCUGAGCUUCGGGGUGACCAUCGCAUUUGCCUCAGUUUCCUACUCUUGUGCGGGGAAAGGCCCCGCUCUUAGAUCACAGGCAGCUGAACGUUAAGUAGCAAGCGCUUGGGGAGAACUGGCGCAGGGUGGACCCCCGCAACCCUAGAGACUGGGACUAGCGCCACCGGCUUCGCCGAGAGACGAGCGGGCGAACAAGCGGGCCCGUUGGUGUCAGCAGCAACAUGGUCUUCUGUCUGGAAAACGAGAUUCCGUGCCGCCCGCUGCGAAGCGCCAUGGUCCACAUCCAAGCCUCAGAAGUCCAGCAGCUGCUACACAACAAGUUCGUGGUCAUCUUGGGGGACUCCAUCCAGAGAGCUGUAUAUAAGGACCUGGUGCUUCUGCUUCAGAAAGACUCACUGCUCACAGUUGCCCAGUUGAAAGCCAAGGGGGAGCUGAGCUUUGAACAGGACCAGCUGGUGGCUGGGGGCCAGCUGGGUGAGCUGCACAACGGGACACAGUAUCGUGAAGUCCGCCAGUUCUGCUCGGGUUCUGGCCAUCACCUUGUACGCUUCUACUUCCUCACCCGAGUUUACUCCGAGUACCUGGAGGAUGUCCUGGAGGAGCUGACAUAUGGGCCUGCCCCGGACCUGGUGAUCAUCAACUCUUGCCUUUGGGAUCUCUCCAGGUAUGGCCGCUGCUCAAUGGAGAGCUACCGAGAGAACUUGGAACGAGUGUUCGUACGCAUGGACCAGGUGUUGCCAGACUCCUGUCUGCUGGUGUGGAACAUGGCAAUGCCCCUGGGGGAGCGUGUCACUGGGGGUUUCCUACUGCCAGAGCUCCAGCCCCUCGCAGCCACAUUGCGACGGGAUGUGGUUGAGGGGAACUUCUACAGUGCUACCCUGGCUGGUGACCACUACUUCGAUGUUUUGGAUCUUCACUUUCAUUUCCGGCAUGCAGUACAGCACCGUCAUCGAGAUGGUGUCCACUGGGACCAACAUGCACACCGUCACCUCUCACACUUGCUUCUGACCCAUGUGGCCGAUGCCUGGGGUGUGGAGCUGCCUAAGCGGGACCAUCCCCCUGACCCAUGGAUUGAGGACUGGCCAGAGAUGGAUCAUCAGUUCCAGGGAAGCCAUAGGCAGCCCCCAGACUUCGGGGAGCAACUGGCCUUGCCCCCACCCCCACCCCCUCCUUUACCCCCUCCUAUGUCUUUUUCCUACCCUCUUCCACAGCCUUCACCACCUCCCUUGUUCCCACCCUUGCCCCAGGAUGCCCCUUUCUACCCAGGCCAGCCCUUCCCACCCCAGGAAUUCUUCAGUUAUAAUCCAAUGGAAGACUUCUCGAUGCCUCUCAAUUUAGGGUGUGGCCCUGGAGUGAACUUUGCACCUAGCCCCCUGCCACCUCCAGUUCCUGGCUCUGUCUCCCACGGUCAGCACCGGGGCCCAGUGGUCCACCGGGGGAUGCCACGCUGUGUUCUCAAUAGCCCCUACCAUGUGCCAAGGUUGGGGGUGCCCAGCAGGCAGCGACUCAGGCACUCAGACAGAUUGAUCCACACAUACAAACUGGACAGGCGGGGACAUACCCAUUCAGGAACAUGGCCAGGCUAGAUGGGAUUUGGGGCUGGAGUUGGAUGUGCCAGUGGUCCUGCAGGCCUAGCUGGCACACAGGUACUGGGCCAGGGUGUCUGCCUGGCACUAUUCUUGUCCAUUGCUGAUACCAAUAAAGGCAUGGAAGGACAGACUAA
Messenger RNA from Cavia porcellus (domestic guinea pig), 1841 nucleotides. RefSeq names its product PC-esterase domain containing 1A (gene Pced1a). The transcript has 8 exons. NCBI's taxonomy places the organism in Eukaryota, Metazoa, Chordata, Mammalia, Rodentia, Caviidae. The record is from RefSeq and is a predicted model, not a curated record. Bases 340 to 1704 code for a protein of 454 amino acids.